Molecule: messenger RNA, 749 nt
Organism: Plasmodium reichenowi
Lineage: Eukaryota; Apicomplexa; Aconoidasida; Haemosporida; Plasmodiidae
Product: reticulocyte binding protein 2b
Exons: 1
Source: RefSeq, a predicted model, not a curated record
AUAAAUAUGAUGACUAUAUAAAGGUAGAUAAUUAUAUGUCUAAUAAUAUUGAUGUUGUCAAUAAACAGAAUAGUUUAUUAAGUGAACAUGUUAUAAAUGCUACAAAUAUUGUUGAGAAUAUUAUGACAUGUAUUGUCCAAAUAAAUAAAGAUACAGAAAUGAAUUUUUUAGAAGAGACAAAAGACAAUUUAUUAAAACUAUAUGAAAAUUUUAAGAAAGAAAAAAAUAUUAUAAAUAAUAAUUAUAAAAUAGUACAUUUAAAUAAAUUAAAAGAAAUAGAAAAUAGUUUAGAGAUAUAUAAUUCAAUAUCAACAAACUUUAAUAAAAUAAGUGAAACACAAAAUAUAAAUAUUUUAAAAAAUGAAUUUAAUAAUAUCAAAACAAAAAUUAAUGAUAAAGUAAAAGAAUUAGUUCAUGUUGAUAGUACAUUAACACUUGAAUCAAUUCAAACGUUUAAUAAGUUAUAUGGGGACGUGAUGUCUAAUAUACAAGAUUUUUAUAAAUAUGAAGAUAUUAAUAAUGGUGAAUUGAAAAAGGUGAAAUUAUAUAUAGAAAAUAUUACAAAUUUAUUAGGAAGAAUAAACACAUUCAUAAAGGAGCUAAACAAAUAUCAGGAUGAAAAUAAUGUAAUAGAUAAGUAUAUAGAAAUCAAUAAGGAAAAUAAUAGUUAUAUAAUAAAAUUGAAAGAAAAAGCCAAUAAUCUAAAGAAAAAUUUCUCAAACUUAUUACAGAAUAUAAAAAGAAAUGAA